Messenger RNA from Plasmodium cynomolgi strain B, 2322 nucleotides. RefSeq lists its product as hypothetical. Gene Ontology annotation, biological process: maturation of SSU-rRNA from tricistronic rRNA transcript (SSU-rRNA, 5.8S rRNA, LSU-rRNA). Gene Ontology annotation, cellular component: small-subunit processome; nucleolus. The record is from RefSeq and is a predicted model, not a curated record. The transcript is spliced from 2 exons. The coding region runs from base 1 to 2322 and encodes 773 amino acids. Lineage: Eukaryota; Apicomplexa; Aconoidasida; Haemosporida; Plasmodiidae.
AUGCCGAAAAAGAACCAGCGCGUAUCCAUUGAUACCAGCAAGAUUAAAUUUGUUGAGAACUCCGAGUCGGAGGAUUUAGAAAUUGAAGAUGGAGAUGAAAGCGAUGUUGGAAAUGUUAGCUGCAGCGAUGAUAUCCUGAGUAGUGACGAGGGGCAUGAGGAACCCUCGCUGGGGGCAAUCGGCAAAAAAAAAAAGAAAAAAAAAAUAGCAACCCAGGGGGAGAAUGGCCAGGAGGACGAUGAGGAGGAGGAGGAGGAGGAGGACGGCGCGCAUGAUGGUGGUGACUAUGCCGACAGUGAUGAUGACGACCAGGACCAGCGCGAUCACCAGCGCGGUCACCAGCGAGAUGAUGAAUUCGUUCGAGUACCAUGGAAAAAGGAUAAACAGAAUUACUACCAAUACGAAAGCGAAGACUCAACCAGCGAUGAUGAUGAAGAAGGCAACAAGGAGAGAAUCAAAGAAGCCAUGUACCUCAGCAGAAAGGAAAAGGAAAACUUAAAAGAAGACGAUUUCGAUUUGUAUGACAUGUACGAGCAAGACAAGGAGGGCAAAUCGGGGAAAGGAGACAAAUCGGGAAAAGGGGGCAAAGAAUUGUACAACGUGCAUGAGAAGGAAAGCAUCAUUAAAAAGCUAAUCAGCGAUAUGAACGCGGACAUGAAGGAAAAAAAAAAACAAAUGGGUGAAGAAAAUGGUAGCAGAGAAAUUGACCAAGUUGAACAGAAGAAACGAGAUGAUGAAAUAGAAGAUAUCGUAAUGAGCGAACGAGAGGAAUACAAAAUAUUGUUAAAAGAACUCUCCCUGAAUAUCCAAAAGGUUUACAACGAAAUUAAGGAAAACAAACGGCUCUUCCAAUUUAAGGAAAUUAACGAACAGAAUGUUAGCCAAACAGAUAUCAAUAAGAGCACCCUUCUCUAUCUUAAGAAGAAAAACGAAACGAUGCUCACUUAUAUCAUAUACAUCACGUACUACGUCUUUCUUAAAAUUAUGAAUGCCUAUACGCACAACCACCCCGUUUUGGAUAAGCUAAUCUACAUGAACACUAUAAUUGCUAAGACGAAUGAGCUGGAUAAUAAAAUUAAGUUCAAGAUUCAGCAGCUGAAUAAGUCGUCCUCGGGUCGCCAGCUGGGCGAGUUGGACGCGUUGGGAAGCGAAGAGGCAAAAGCAACGAAGCGGGCCGGCCUCCGCAUCCCAGCGGGGGAAGAAGUGGAAGACGAUGAGGAGGUGGAAGAAGAUGAAGAGGUGGAAGAAGAUGAGGAGGUGGAAGACGAUGAGGAGGACGAAGACGAUGAGGAGGACGAAGACGAUGAGGAGGACGAAGACGAUGAGGAAGACGAAGACGAUGAGGAGGUGGAAGACGAGGAUGACGAAGUGGCGGACUCCGAAGUGACGAACUCCGAAGGGGAGGAACCCCAAGCGGGCAAGGGCAAAAGGUACAAAAUCAGCAAGAACCUGAUAACAGAGUACACGGAUAGCCACAUCCGGGAAAGGGAAAGGGAGGAAAAGAAAAAAAAGAGAAAAAAUGAAAAACGAGAGAAACACAUGGUAUCCACAAGACCAGAAAAAAUAGAAGAAGAAAAUUACUUUAAAAAAAUGGAAGAAAAAUUAAUGAACUUUGACGAAAAAAUAUUGAAAAAAAAAAUCAAAGCCUUGAGCAAAAAAAAAAACAAAAUGAGCAACUUGAAAAAUGUGGGAAUGACGUCAAAUGAUUUGCUAAAGUUUGUGGAGUUGCCAGAAAUGAAUGACGAAGCGGAUACGAAGAACAAUUUGGACGAAACAAAAUUUUUUAGAAGUAACAUUAACAAAAUGAGGCAGAUGAAACAGGUGAAGCAAAUGAAAGGAGCAAACAACGCCAAUGAUGACUUCGUUUCCUUUAAGAAGUUUGAAAAAAACACUAAAUGGAGCAACUCGCAUCAGAAGGAAGAGCUCGGCAAAUCCACUCAUUUUAUGAGCACUAAAAAUUUACAAAACGAAAUAGACGACGAAAAUAUCAAAAAUAUGUUAAGCUUGAAAAAGAAGAAAAAGGAAGAAAAAAAAUUCCUCAAGGAUCAGAAAAACAAAGAAAUAAGAAAAAAAUUAGUCGAUGAAGAAAACGAAAUUAACGAUAGAAGAAUGCCAAACAAAAAUAUUUUACAAAAUAGGGGCCUCGUAAGGAAGAGAAAAUCAACCGAUGGAAAUGCAAGGGUUCACAAUAAACAAAAGUAUAUCAAAAAAAUGAAAAUGUACAGUGGCCAGCACGCCAAAUUGAAGGUCCAUGAAAAUAACUAUUCAGGAGAAAAGAGAGGAAUAAAUCCCUACCUGAAGAAAUCCAUAGAUAUCAAAUGA